AUGCUUGUGCAACGUUAUCCUGAUGCUUAUGAUGGUAUUUUGGCUCUCGCACCCGCGAUCAACUGGGCACAAUUCAUCGUCGCCGAGUACUGGCCUCAGCAGGUGAUGAAUCGGCUGGGUUAUUAUCCGUUGUCGUGCGAACUCGAUGCCAUCACCGCCCCGGCUAUCGAUGCGUGCGACGAGCUGGAUGGGGUCAAGGACGGCGUUAUCUCCUUACCAGGCGAAUGCCACUUCGAUGCUGUAGCGAUGAUCGGGCAAACCUUCAACUGCCACGGCACCGAGAUGCUCCACUCGCCUCAAGCCGCGCAAAUCGCCAACGCUGCAUGGACUGGCCCGCACAACUCCUCGCUGUAUGCAUGGUACGGUCUGAACCGCGAUAGCUCCCUCACAACCGGCCUCGCAAACACGACCUGCAGUAACAACAACGAUGCAGCAUCCUGCAUCGGCAACCCGUUCGCCAUAGCCUCGCAAUGGAUCAAGCUCUUCCUCGCCAAAGACGAGAAUUUCGACAUCACCGCCCUCCCUACGACGAUUACACCGAUAUCUUCCACCAAAUACCAAAGCAAAAUCGGCACCGCGGACCCAGACCUCUCGCGUUUCCGCCACCACGGAGGCAAAAUAAUCGCCUGGCACGGCUUAGCCGACCGUCUCAUCUUCCCCAAUGGAACAGUGCAAUACUACGAGCGCGUUCUGGACCUGGAUCCCCAUGCUGCAGACUUCUACCGCUUCUUCGAGGCGCCGGGGACGGACCACUGUCGGGCUGGAAGCGGACCGUAUCCGAACGAUACGUUAGCUGCGCUUGUGGACUGGGUGGAGCGUGAGAAGGCGCCGCAGACGCUGACGGCGGUGGAUGCCGAGACUGGUGCUGUGAGGAGGCUGUGUGCUUAUCCCGCUACGCAGAGAUAUAUCGGUGGCGAUCCGUUACGGCCGGAGAGCUUUGCGUGUGAGAAGGUAGAGUGGCGGAUCAUGAACAGCGAUCGGCGCAUCAGGGGUUCACGAGUAGGGCCGCGCAUGGUGUAA
Messenger RNA from Recurvomyces mirabilis, 1020 nucleotides. RefSeq lists its product as uncharacterized. The transcript has 2 exons. The record is from RefSeq and is a predicted model, not a curated record. Bases 1 to 1020 code for a protein of 339 amino acids. NCBI's taxonomy places the organism in Eukaryota, Fungi, Ascomycota, Dothideomycetes, Mycosphaerellales, Teratosphaeriaceae.